AUGGCUAUUCCCCAACAAACCGCCUCGAUCACCAUGGCUGCAGCUCCAGCUGUGAUCACCCAAGGCCCCGAGCUCUGGUGCUCGAAUGGACAAACUGCCGUCUAUACGACAGACUGUACAUUGGGGACCCCAGUUUCGUACUGCUUCAGCCAGGAGCCUCCAAUCGAGUGCUCACGGGGAUUCUUCCCGUCGGUUUGGCAUCCAGAUCAUUGCAUGGAGCAAUCAAGCUGUUUCCCGCUCAGCGAACCCUGGAUUACCACUAAGUGCUCGAAUGGGGCUAUUCCGUAUUCGACGUCAACCAUAUAUGAGGGCACAUUAGUGGGAGGAGAAUCAACUGUGAUCAGGGCCGUCUCCUGCGCCUGUGCUACAAGCCAAUGGUACAGCAUGACCUUACUGCCAGGCUCGUCGAACUAUGACACGUUCUGUAUGCCGCACAGCUACUGUCCACGGGGUAUGACGACCUCCGUCUCGAUCAAUGAGUACUGCGCCACUCAGCCGGUGGGCGUCUGCUCAGAUAUACCACUGGAAACCAACUUUUGUCAAUGUGCCGACGCGGCGCGGACUCCAGUCUACCCUGACUGGCCUGGUGCUAAUCCAACUGGGUGCGAGUUUUUAAUCGAAUGA
This is a messenger RNA of Penicillium samsonianum, 624 nucleotides long. RefSeq lists its product as uncharacterized. Bases 1 to 624 code for a protein of 207 amino acids. The transcript has 2 exons. NCBI's taxonomy places the organism in Eukaryota, Fungi, Ascomycota, Eurotiomycetes, Eurotiales, Aspergillaceae. The record is from RefSeq and is a predicted model, not a curated record.